Gossypium raimondii (Peruvian cotton) is the source of this 1537-nucleotide messenger RNA. RefSeq lists its product as uncharacterized. NCBI's taxonomy places the organism in Eukaryota, Viridiplantae, Streptophyta, Magnoliopsida, Malvales, Malvaceae. The transcript has 3 exons. Gene Ontology annotation, cellular component: cytosol. The coding region runs from base 112 to 1143 and encodes 343 amino acids. The record is from RefSeq and is a predicted model, not a curated record. Gene Ontology annotation, molecular function: protein-folding chaperone binding.
UGAUGGGCCGUUGCCUAUUAAAAUUAGUCUCAUAUAAUUCGUAUGCAAACAACUCAAGUUGAAGCUCAAAGAGUACAGAGGAAAAUUAGCCAACGGCAGCAGUAGUGAAGAAUGGGUGUUGAUUAUUACAAGAUUCUUCAGGUCGACCGGAAUGCUAAUGAUGAAGAUUUGAAGAAAGCGUAUCGUAAGCUGGCCAUGAAGUGGCAUCCCGACAAGAAUCCUAAAUCCAAGAAAGAAGCCGAAGCCAAAUUUAAGCAAAUCUCCGAAGCUUACGAUGUUUUGAGCGAUCCCCAAAAGCGUGCGGUUUACGAUCAGUACGGCGAAGAAGGGUUAAAAGGCCAGAUGCCGCCUCCGGGUGUGGGAGGGUUUCCGGGAGGGGCGGACGGGGGUUCUGGCCCGACGAUGUUCCGGUUCAAUCCUCGGAGCCCCGAAGAUAUUUUCUCGGAGUUUUUUGGGUUUUCGAGUCCAUUUGGAGGGAUGGGUGAUAUGGGUGGGUCACGUGCUGGGAUGUCGGGGUUCCCCAGGGGCAUGUUUAGGGAAGACAUAUUCGGGUCGUUUAGGGGUGGAGCUGGGGAGGGUUCUACAACUAUGCUCCGUAAAGGACCCGCUAUUGAACAACCAUUACCUUGCAGCUUGGAGGAUCUAUAUAAAGGGACUACCAAGAAAAUGAAGAUUUCUAGGGAUGUUAUUGAUGCUAGCGGGAGACCUAGUACGGAGGAGGAAAUUCUUACUAUUCAGAUUAAGCCAGGGUGGAAAAAAGGUACAAAAAUAACAUUUCCAGAAAAGGGAAACGAGCAACGAGGGGUUAUUCCUUCUGAUCUUGUCUUCAUCAUCGAUGAGAAACCUCACAGUGUGUUCAAGAGGGAUGGCAAUGAUCUUAUUUUAACUCAGAAGAUAUCUCUAGUGGAAGCUCUAACUGGUUAUACAGCACAGCUGACAACGCUGGAUGGACGGACCCUCACAGUCCCUAUUAACAACAUCAUCAAUCCAACUUAUGAAGAAGUUGUUAAAGGUGAAGGAAUGCCCAUUCCCAAGGAGCCUUCAAAGAAAGGAAAUUUAAGAAUUAAAUUCAACAUCAAGUUCCCUACCAAGCUUACAACUGAACAGAAAACUGGUCUGAAGCGGUUGAUACCAUCUCCCUAAGAUUCAGUUGUCGCCCUUGAUCUCUAUCGUCAGCCUACUCAUGUAAGUUUGCAUUUGUGUUGCUGAACCGUGAUUGCAUGAGAGUUAUCUAGGACUAGGAGUUUGUAAAUUAUUUAUCCAUUUUCUGCGCUUGUUGAAAUACUUCUUAACUUUGAGGUAACUGGUCAAAGCUUAUAGUUAAGCUUAAGCCUCUUUCUUAGUUCGGCUUGAAUCUCCAUUAUUUCACUGUAUACUCAUGUAAGUUUGCAUUUGUGUUGCUGAACCGUGAUUGCAUGAGAGUUAUCUAGGACUAGGAGUUUGUAAAUUAUUUAUCCAUUUUCUGCGCUUGUUGAAAUACUUCUUAACUUUGAGGUAACUGGUCAAAGCUUAUAGUUAAGCUUAAGCCCCUUUCUUA